This is a messenger RNA of Aspergillus novofumigatus IBT 16806, 1163 nucleotides long. RefSeq names its product succinate dehydrogenase assembly factor 2. The transcript is spliced from 3 exons. The record is from RefSeq and is a predicted model, not a curated record. Gene Ontology annotation, biological process: tricarboxylic acid cycle; mitochondrial electron transport, succinate to ubiquinone; mitochondrial respiratory chain complex II assembly. Gene Ontology annotation, cellular component: mitochondrion. NCBI's taxonomy places the organism in Eukaryota, Fungi, Ascomycota, Eurotiomycetes, Eurotiales, Aspergillaceae. The coding region runs from base 85 to 945 and encodes 286 amino acids.
UUUGGGCUUCAUUGAAGUUCAUUGAUUAGAGACACUCCCUGUUAAGCUCCUAUUUUUAAAUUCAUAUUGACUAGGAGCUUUACAAUGUCUGCCCCACGGCUCAUUCAACGCCUCUCGCGGCCGUCAAGGUCGCCCUUCUCUCUCACAGCAGCAAUUGCCCGCCGCUCCUUCGGCAGCUCGGCUGUUCGUCUGAAUGAUGGCGAUGGGAAGGAUCGCGCGCCCUCUACAGCUCCGGAGCACCGCAAAUACCAGACUUCGAGGCCUCCGAACCAGGCUGUGCCCCAUUCAACUUCGACUAUGACCAAUGACUUCCCCAGCGUCUUGAGCUCCGUCGAUCCGAACUAUAAGCCGGUAGAUCCUUAUCCUGGCCGUGUCGAGCAUUACACCGGUGGUAGACAGCAGCCCGGUGCGCAGAAACCGGAGCUUGGUGUUGGGGAGAUGGAAGGGAUUACCUUCAAGGUCGAGCCGCUGAAGCGAACUGGGGAGGACCCGGCGACCAUGAGGGCUCGCUUGUUGUACCAGAGUAGAAAGCGAGGUAUCCUCGAGUCGGAUCUGUUGCUAUCCACGUUCGCCGACGUCUAUCUGAAAGAUAUGACGCCAGAACAGCUCCAGGAGUACGACCGUUUCCUGGACGAGAAUGACUGGGACAUCUACUACUGGGCUACGCAGGACCCUCCGUCUGUUGCGGACGGUCCAGCCGAGGAUACCGUCACGGAGACGUGGAAACGCACCGGAGCCAAGAGUGGUGAGUGGAAGCAGACCGUUGGUGCUUACAAGGCUGCGUAUAGGCCUGUCCCUUCGCGGUGGGCCGACUCCGAGGUCCUCAGGCUUCUGAGACAGCAUGUGCGCGAUAAGAGCGCUGUUGGAUUCCAUGCCGCGAAGAACAAGAAGACUGGCGGUUCUGGGCUGGGAAGAAUGCCCGACAUCCAGGUCUUUGAUAAAUAGGCUUGACUGUUACGUCUAUUGGGCAGAUCAAGGUAUGACGCAAAGGGACGGAUAUAUGUGUACUGUAUAUUUCAGCUUGUACUAUAGUAUGCCUUGAAUUUUUUGAUGCGCUCUGUAUGAGACAUCGAUGUCUUGACAGCAUUGUCUCUUAUGGUAUCUCAUGGUAUAUGACUAUAGUCCUCGGCGUAUGCUAUGUUGCUGAUGACUGUAUGCUCAAA